Phoenix dactylifera (date palm) is the source of this 1485-nucleotide messenger RNA. RefSeq names its product homeobox-leucine zipper protein HOX13-like. Gene Ontology annotation, molecular function: DNA-binding transcription factor activity, RNA polymerase II-specific; sequence-specific DNA binding. The record is from RefSeq and is a predicted model, not a curated record. NCBI's taxonomy places the organism in Eukaryota, Viridiplantae, Streptophyta, Magnoliopsida, Arecales, Arecaceae. Gene Ontology annotation, cellular component: nucleus. Gene Ontology annotation, biological process: positive regulation of DNA-templated transcription.
UUCUGUCUGGCCCUUCUUCUGCCACCUCUCUCUCUCUCUCUCUCUCUCCAUCUUGACCUGGGAGCAGACAUGGAGAGUUGAAGAUUUAGAAAACGAAAUCUUCCCAUCUGGUGAUGAUCUCAGAAGGAGAUGAGAUGGGCGAGAAGCUGAGCGACGAAGAGGAGCUCUAGAAGAGGACCGACUCUUCAUUCUUAUCCUUUAAACCUUCCACCCAACUCUCCAUCUCUUCUUCCUCCUCUUAAAAUACCCAUCUCAUUUUCCAUUCCUUCCGAUCACCUCCAUACUUACCACCUUAUAAUCUAUCAACAAAGCAAGCCCAUGAAGAGGCCCAGUAGCUCAGACUCCUUUGGAGGACUGCAAGAGAAGGAACCUGUGCAAGAGAAAGAGAAGUACGAAGAGAGAUUCCAGUCCAUGAUGGAUGGAGUGGAGUGGGAAGACGAAGAGCUGUGCUCCAACGGUCGCUCAGCUCUGGGAGAGAAGAAGCGCCGGCUGAGCGUGGACCAGGUGAAGACCCUGGAGAAAACCUUCGAGGUGGAGAACAAGCUGGACCCGGACCGGAAGGCCCGGCUGGCCCAAGAUUUAGGCCUCCAGCCCCGGCAGGUGGCGAUCUGGUUCCAGAACCGCCGCGCCCGGUGGAAGUCCAAGCAGAUGGAGGGCGACUACGCCGCCCUCCGGGCCCGCUACGAGACUCUCAAGAUCGACUGCGACGCCCUCCUCCAUGACAAAGAGAAGCUCGCCGCCGAGAUAAAGCAGCUUAAAGCCAAGUUAGCAAACUCUGCAACUAUAACGAGAUUGGAGAACAAAGACGCCGAGGAGAGGCCGGCUUUGAUAUUUAGGGACGGGGCUUCGGACAGCGAUUCGAGUGUGGUGUUUAAUGAUGAGAACAGCCCUUAUUCUAGGGUGGUGCUCGACCAAGACUACUUUACGGGAUUCAGAUCCUACUCCUCCUCUUCGUCUUUGUUUGAGAGCAGAGCUUUAGGUCAGAAGGACUACUUGGAGGAGGGGUUUGUGAGCGGGGAGGAGCUUUGCAGUGCUUUGUUCUCCGAGGAGCAGGAGCCGAGCCUCUCUUGGUACUGCUCCAAGGGGUGGGAGUGAGCAAGAAACUUUGGGGGAUCCUUUUAAAAAUGGCAGUGUAAAUAGAGCUUCUAUAGUGUGAACCGUGCCAAAAGGGACAUAGUUUUCGGCGCUGGAGAGGACAGGAGGAAAGCGACUUAUCUUCUUUUCUAACUCAAAAACUCGCUGUUUUCUCUGUAUGAAGUUUUAGUGGUGGACUCGUCACCUUGGUUAGAGUUGAGGGGAGAUGGCAUGGGGAAUAAAGGGGUGUUGUUGGGUGUAGAUAGGAUAUUUGUAGGCGGUAAGCGGGGAAUGUUUCACUUCUUUGGGCAAGAUAACGUCUAUAUAUCUUUAUCAUUGUUAUUAAAGUACUAAUAUAUCGAACAUUAUUUGUAAUUGAGAUUUUACAAAAUAAUCUUUUUAUUAUUAUAA